AUGUCCAAAUUAGCCGACAUCCGGAAGACAGUUAUGGAUGAUGUAUUUGAGGUGGAAACAGCUUUGAAAUCGGUCUCAGAAACUGCUCAAUUGCAUGAAGUUCUCCUGAAUUCCUACCUCCAAAGCCUUAAGGCAGCGCGAACGAAAUUUGAGGAGGUGCAGGAAACAAUCAUUGAAAGCCAAUCCGCGGAGUCUCGAAAGCAGCGAGAGACAGAGUUUCUAGAUAAUUUUCUCAAGCGCUGUAAGGAGCUUGAGGUGAAGAUUUGGACUCUCAUCGAACGUUCUAAGACAUCACACCACGUUGAUGUCGAGGAAGCUGGAGGCUUCAGUGGCGCGGCUGACAAGCCACAAGGUGAUGAAGGAAAACACAUCAAGGAGUGGAUGCUUGAACUCAUGGGGCAAAUGGAAAAGAAGCACCGUGAGGAUCUCCUCAAGCAGGAAAAGAGAUAUCAUCAGCAAUUGACGGAGUUGCGAGCCAAUCUCAAGGAGCAUUCUCAGGCUUCUACACAGAGUUUUAUUCCCGGUCCUGAUUUUGCUGAAAUUUUCAAGGCUACCACUGACCGUCAAAUUCAAUUGCUGGAAAGGUUGAGCAACAGCAAAUCCAAUUCCAGGCUUUCCCCUCUUGAUAUUCCCAAGUUUUCGGGACAAUUUUCAAAAUGGAUUUCCUUCAGGGAUCGAUUUGUGAGCACUGUUAUCAACGAGUCCUCGCUCUCAAAUGUACAGAAGUUACACUACCUGAAAGGAGCUCUCACAGGGGAGGCAGCAAGUGUUUUGGAAAAUUUAGAAGUCACAGAGGACAAUUUUGAGGCUGCUUGGGAUUUAUUGAACACGCGUUUCAAUAAGAGAAAGAAUAUUAUAAUGGAGUAUGUGAAAAAUUUUCACAGUGUAUCUCCCGUCUCAACCGCCACUAAUUCAAAUGUGCGGAAGCUUGUCAACGAUGUUGUGGGAGUCAUUCAGGCACUUGAUACCAUGAAGGAGAGUUCCCGUGAUCCCUGGCUCAUCCAUGUUGUGCUGGGAAAGCUUGACCAUGAAUCUAAGACACUGUGGGCUCGUGAAUGCGAUUCCUAUCCCCCAACGGCCAAGAAUAUUACCAGCGGUGGUUCUACAUCACGCGGAAAUUCCUCCAAAACUUCCACACAUUCCCACAAGAACUCUACCUCAUCUCUCGUCGCUGCAAUUUCAAAGCAUUUUACCAACAAUUGCAAUUAUCGCCGAUGUCGCUUGUGUGAUGCAAAGCACAACGUUCUACCUCACGAACGCUUUAUCGCAGCUGCUUCCGGUUUGGCUACUCCAGCCUCCAGUGUUCCUGCUGCCCCUCCAGCUCCAUCCACAGCUGACAAUCCGACAUCUCCGACUAGAUCAACUGGCCAAGUCGUUCAACAUCACCCCACUCCUGGGUCUUCGUCAAAUCGGGUUGUUCUGUCGACUUUUCCUUGUCGCACAUCGCCGACAAAUUCCAUGGUCUUCCUGGCAACCGCUAUUGUUGAGGUGUUGGACGCUGAUGGCAAGCGGAUUAAAUGCCGCGCAGUUCUGGACAGUGGAUCCCAAACAUGUCUCAUUUCCACUGCCCUCUCAGAUGCCCUGAGGCUUAAGAAACAUCCAGUCAAUGUUUCACUCACUGGUGUUGGUGGUGUUCAAUCCAACAUUCGCCACCAAACCGAUGUCAUUCUAUUCUCCACAACGACUUCUGAGAAUUUCAAUUUGGCGUGCUUAGUCGUACCGCGAGUCACUCGAAAUCUUCCCAGCUGGAAUGUCAAUCCUGAAGAAGUGAAUAUUCCACCAGGCACCAUGCUAGCAGACCCUCAGUGGUUUGAAAGCCGUCCAAUCGAUAUCCUGAUUGGCGGAACUCAUUAUUGGGAAAUGGUGAAAGAUAACACACUUCGUUUGGGUGAAGGACAGCCACUUUUGAAGGAAACUUCAUUUGGAUAUGUGGUUGUUGGACAACUGUCCACCCAGCAGGAGGAGAAUUCUGCUGUCUGCAAUAUCUCAACUUUGGCUUCCCUCAACAAAACACUGCGUCAAUUCUGGGAGCUCGAAGAGGUUUCUGAGGAACCUACCGCAUCUCUUGAACAAGAAGCAGCAGAAAAACACUUCGAAACAACCCAUUCCAGGGCUUCAGAUGGACGUUUUGUUGUGAAAUUACCCUUCAGGUCCAAUUCUCAGGAUUUGGGGGACUCCAGGUCGAAGGCACUCCGCCAAUACAUGUCUUUGGAGCGGAAAUUCCAUUCCAAUCCAGAAUUUCACCGUCUUUACACUAGUGUCAUGGACGACUACAUUCAGCGUAAAUGGCUCGAGACAGUCCCUCCAGACGCUGUCCAGGACUACUCGUACUACACGGCUCAUCAUGGAGUGUUGAAAGAUUCAGCCACAACUCAGUUGAGAGUCGUGUACAACGCAAGUGGAAAGACAAGUACUGGACUUAGCCUCAACGACACUCUCAUGGUGUGUCCAGUUGUACAGCCUGACCUGUACACAAUCUUAAUUCGAUUCCGUCGUCAUCCGUAUGCCAUCACCACAGAUAUUUCCAAGAUGUACCCUCAGCUGAUAUUACAUCAUCCUCACUCUGACUUCCAGAGACUUCUGUUGCGAAAAACUCCAGAUGAUCCUAUCACGGAUUAUCGGAUGACGCGGACUUGUGAUCAAGCCAAGGCUACUUGUACCCAAUUGAUAGAAGUUCUUGCAAGUGGUGGUUUCACUUUGGGAAAGUGGAACUCAAAUUACCCAGGAGUGCUCCCGGAUAAUUGCCGCCCAACUCAGCAAGGCGUCGAUGUAGCGACUACUUCCACCAAGACUUUGGGAAUCAAGUGGGACACCAAGGAUGAUGUUUUCUUCUUCACAGUCUCUCAAGAGGAUGAGGUAAAUACCAAACGUCAAGUAGCCUCAUUCAUCGCUAAAAUUUUCGAUCCCUUGGGACUAAUUGCGCCUGUCGUUAUCAACGCAAAGCUUCUUCUUCAAGGACUUCAUCAGUUGAAAGGCGGAUGGGAUGUCGAAGUUCCACCAGAAUUUCAAGCUAGUUGGGAUCGCUUCCUCCAUUCAUUGGACAAUAUCGAAUCAAUUCGAGUUCCCAGAUGGGCUUCCGGAAUCGCUCAGGCAAAGGAAGUCCAAAUCCACGGUUUUUGCGAUGCUAGUCUUCGUGCCUUUGGUGCUGCGGUGUAUCUCAUCACAAAAAAUGGUGGUGAAACGACUUCCCACCUACUCACAGCAAAGUCGAGAGUGGCACCAGGGGAGGACAAAAGCCAAACCAUACCGCGUUUGGAACUCUGCGGAGCACUCUUGCUAGCGGAACUUGUGGACAAAAUCAAAGACAUUCUGGGCAUUACAGCAGUAUACUUAUGGACUGACAGUACGGUCGUUCUUUCCUGGCUCUACAACCGUGCAUUAGAGUUCAAACCUUUCGUCUCCCAUAGAGUGAACAAAAUCCUACGCUUGUCUUCUUCUAACCAAUGGAGGCACGUUAGGACAGCGGAAAAUCCUGCGGAUUUGAUCACCAGGGGAGCCACCACUCUUCAGAUAUCAGAAUCGCAACUGUGGUGGAAUGGGCCAUCAUGGCUCACUGCAGACUCCAAGGAUUGGCCGCCCCAAUUCAUCUACUCGAACGCUGUUCUGACUUCUCAGGUCACGAAAACAUGA
Molecule: messenger RNA, 3630 nt
Organism: Phlebotomus papatasi
Lineage: Eukaryota; Metazoa; Arthropoda; Insecta; Diptera; Psychodidae
Exons: 4
Coding region: 1-3630 (1209 amino acids)
Source: RefSeq, a predicted model, not a curated record